Molecule: messenger RNA, 861 nt
Organism: Debaryomyces fabryi
Lineage: Eukaryota; Fungi; Ascomycota; Pichiomycetes; Serinales; Debaryomycetaceae
Exons: 1
Coding region: 1-861 (286 amino acids)
Source: RefSeq, a predicted model, not a curated record
AUGGUUGAAACCACUACUACGUCGACAGUUAAAUCUGAUAAGAAGGAACUUAUAGACAAUAUUCUCAAGUUAGCUCAACAAGAACAGAAAAGAGGUAACAAAUCUAUUACGCAGGAGAAACUAAACAAUUUAUCAAAUUACGUUUUAACAUACCAACAGAAACAAGAGAGCCAGAAUAAGACAACCAAUUACGACAAAUACACGAAAGAAUACCCUGCUCCAAUUGUGAAACCAUUAUACUCUCCACUAUUCAAUAAAUUCAGUGUCACAUCUCAAAAACCAGUAGUUAAAAAAAACAAUACAAAACAGAAAUUGCCUUUUCAGUAUACUUUUAAAAAUAUUGAAAGAGUAUUGAUUGAAAUUCUUGAAACCGUAGCUAAUAUUCUUGACAAUUUACAUUUAUUUUCUAGAUUUCCAAUGUUUCCUGCUAGGCUAGUUGAUUUGCUAAAACAAACAAACAAAUUAUGGGUAGUGAUAUUAAUUUUCUUGAUUCGGAAAACUAUAUCACAAUUACUAAAUGUAAUAAAAAAAGAACGAAAGGUCAAUAUUGAAUUAUCAAUCUUAAACCUGAAUAAGAAUUCUAAGUUAUUAAUCAAUAAAGAUGAUAACAAUGAUGAUAAUAAUAUUUUUAGGAGAUACGAGAAAGUCUUGAAGGACUUACAAUUCGAUAAAAUGAUGUUAGUGUUGGAAUUGAUUGGUAACUUCUUAGACAUGGGAUUUAAUUUGAUUGAAUUAUAUGGCAUACCUGUACCCGACUGGUUUAUGAGUGUAUUGAAUGCUGCAAGUAUGGGUAUGACGAUUUACAGAAUGAAUAAAGAUGACGAAUAUAUUGAUGAUGAUAUAACUGAAGAUUUAAUAUAA